AAAUACCUACGUAACGGUCCGGUAAUCGAGGCAUCGUAGCACUUGAUAUCAAUAUCGCUAGCUGCAAACAUGAUGGUCAUGCCUCAAGUUAUCCUCCUAAAGGAGGGCACUGAUACAUCUCAAGGACGACCUCAACUUAUCAGUAACAUAAACGCAUGUGAGGGAAUAGUGGAUGCAAUAAGGACUACGCUAGGACCACGAGGAAUGGACAAGCUUAUUGUAGAUAACCAAGGAAAGGCAACCAUUUCCAAUGAUGGAGCAACUAUACUAAAGCAGCUCAAUGUGGAACAUCCUGCAGCUAAGAUAUUAGUUGAAAUUGCGAAAUCUCAAGAUGCUGAAGUGGGAGAUGGGACGACGUCAGUGGUCUUAUUGACUGGAGAGAUGCUCAAGCAAGUGAAGCCAUUCAUUGAAGAAAAUGUUCAUCCUCAAGUUAUAGUGAGAAGUUUUAGAAAAGCAACUCAGAUGGCAUUAGCAAAGCUGAAAGAAAUAGCUGUUCAUACACAGAAAGACAAUCCUGCAGAGCAGCGCGCCAUGCUAGAGAAAUGUGCUGCUACAAGUCUUAGCUCUAAAUUAAUAGCUCAGCACAAGGAAUUCUUUUCUAAGAUGGUUGUGGACGCCGUAACUCACUUGGAUGAGUUGUUACCACUUAGCAUGAUUGGAACAAAGAAAGUAAAAGGAGGUGCUCUGGAGGAUUCUCUUCUAGUUACGGGUGUUGCUUUCAAAAAGACAUUCUCAUAUGCAGGCUUUGAAAUGCAACCAAAAAAGUAUGUCAAUCCAAAACUGGCACUACUGAAUGUGGAAUUAGAGCUGAAAGCUGAGAAAGAUAAUGCAGAAGUUCGAUUGGAUAGUGUUGAGGAAUAUCAAUCAGUAGUUGAUGCAGAGUGGAGUAUCCUUUAUGACAAAUUAGACAAGAUAGUACAGAGUGGAGCUAAGGUGGUUCUGUCGAAGCUGCCAAUAGGAGAUGUAGCGACACAAUACUUUGCAGACAGGGACAUGUUUUGUGCUGGACGAGUUGCCGAGGAGGAUUUAAAGCGCACAAUGCGUGCAUGUGGUGGCUCAAUACAAACGUCUGUCAAUGCACUGACGACUGAUGUUCUUGGAUCUUGUGAGCUGUUUGAAGAGAAGCAGAUCGGUGGAGAUAGGUACAACAUCUUUACGGGUUGUGUUGAGGCUAAGACGUGCACGUUUAUUCUUCGUGGAGGCGCUGAGCAGUUUAUUGACGAAGUUGAACGUUCCCUGCAUGAUGCCAUCAUGAUUGUCCGCCGUGCUAUCAAGAAUGAUGCUGUAGUUGCUGGAGGAGGAGCAAUUGAGAUGGAGCUGAGCAAACACCUCAGGGACUAUUCACGCACCAUUGCUGGAAAGGAGCAACUGCUUAUUUCAGCGUAUGCACGAGCUCUAGAGGUUAUUCCACGCCAACUGUGUGACAAUGCUGGAUUUGAUUCAACAAACAUUCUUAACAGGCUGAGACAGAAACAUGCACAGGGUGGCACAUGGUUUGGGGUUGAUAUCGUGAAGGAAGCUGCUGAAGAUAACAUGGAAGCAUUUGUGUGGGAGCCGUCUGUUGUGAAGAUUAACGCCCUCACUGCAGCGUCUGAAGCUGCUUGUGUAAUCCUUUCUGUCGAUGAGACAAUCAAGAACCCUAAGUCACAAAGAGACCAAGACACUUCAACAGGACAGAGACCUUUCUAGUUGGCAUGUCAGUGCCAUAAGUAUGCAGGACUGAGAGAUUGGCCUGUUUGAAAUUGUGUAAGUGCUUGUAAUAUCAUCAUUUCAAAUUGCUUUCGGUCAUGAUG
Messenger RNA from Corticium candelabrum, 1793 nucleotides. RefSeq names its product T-complex protein 1 subunit eta-like. The transcript is spliced from 9 exons. Gene Ontology annotation, biological process: protein folding. Gene Ontology annotation, cellular component: chaperonin-containing T-complex. Lineage: Eukaryota; Metazoa; Porifera; Homoscleromorpha; Homosclerophorida; Plakinidae. Gene Ontology annotation, molecular function: ATP-dependent protein folding chaperone; ATP hydrolysis activity; ATP binding. The coding region runs from base 70 to 1689 and encodes 539 amino acids. The record is from RefSeq and is a predicted model, not a curated record.